This is a messenger RNA of Temnothorax curvispinosus, 4262 nucleotides long. RefSeq lists its product as uncharacterized. The transcript is spliced from 5 exons. The coding region runs from base 482 to 1615 and encodes 377 amino acids. NCBI's taxonomy places the organism in Eukaryota, Metazoa, Arthropoda, Insecta, Hymenoptera, Formicidae. The record is from RefSeq and is a predicted model, not a curated record. Gene Ontology annotation, molecular function: structural constituent of chitin-based larval cuticle. Gene Ontology annotation, cellular component: chitin-based extracellular matrix.
CCGCGCCGCGCCGGUUCUCAGUCACAGUAUCGCGUCCUCUCGGUCCGCCUCGACGACAUCGACGCCGUCGAUGUCUGGCGUCGACGCUAUCUUCUUCCGUUUCUCUUCUUCCGCGGUCUCAUCCGGUCCGCGAAAGUGGGUGAAUUUUUUUCUCGCUUUCUCUCUCUUCCUCUCGACGUUCGCGAACCUUUAAAUGCCGAUCUUGCACGCUUUUCUUCUUCCACGGAGAUUAGAUCUGCGUCGGUACGUCUUGUUAUUCGCGUCAUAAUUAAGGAGAUACCUGUAUGUGAAUUUUAGGUUUCGAUUAUUUUGAUCGAGAAAUUUCUUCGUGCAGUUAUUCGCAGUGGAGACUGUAAUGUAUGUAAAUGGGCGACUUUUGCUUGAGAAGUAAGUGAACGUUUCGACUCGGCGAUCGCUGCAAAAAACGACGAAGAGGAAACUUGAGGAACGCGUAUUGCAACUUCACAAAGCACCAGUGACCAUGAUUUUGCGAACGUGUCUUUGCCUCAAUCUCUUGACGUGGAAGGCGUUCAUGAAAGUCCGACGCCGAGGAUGCACUCAUGAAAGAGCCACCGGCUUCUAUUCCUACUCCGGGAGAGUUCGAUGCACGAACGCGCGGUACCGUGAAAAUCGCGUGGAUAGAAGUGUUUCGGCGCUGUGUCUGACAGCGGACGAGAUCGAGGCCCAGAGAAGCGGCUGGAACCUAGAUCCCAAUACGCAAUAUCACAUUCAGACAGAUGAGGGCCCGGAAAGAUUCUUUCGCUUUCAAACGGCGAACGGUCAGUAUAGGAAAGAGAAGAGAUUGGCUGAUGGCACGGUGAUUGGCACCGAAGGCUGGUUAGACCCUCUCGGAUAUUUACGAUUAAAGGAUUACAUCGCGGACCACGAGGGAUUCCGAAUACUAAGGUCAAAGAUGGUUUACGUGGGUAAGGAUCGACCUAUUCAAGACGCGGUGGCGGAAACAAAGAAGGUACCAGCGCAGACCGGAGUCCUGGCCAGACCCAAAAGGCCACCUAAUCCCUUCAGACGACCAGAUCCUAAUGCCGUCGUGCCACUGUCCGGCAAUGACAUCACUUCCGGUUAUUAUGCCCCGACGACCAUCAGGCCCCGACCGAUUUUGAGAAAUUAUUAUUCGAAUCGACCAGGCUACCCUUCAUCUGGACUCCAGAGUCUGGACACCUAUCAUCGACCAGCUACGUAUUACCGCGGAUCUACGGCUCGACCACCGAUUCAGAUUCUCGAAGCUCCUUACGAUCCUGCUAUCGGAGGUUCCUCCGUCAGGCCAAGCUAUCAAUCGUCCAUUUCUCGAAGCGACUCGGGCGAUUACCCGCCGUACGACGGCACUCACACCACGGCGAACGGUUUCCAGUAUUAUUUAAGAAGGCAGUAUCACGAGGAGGGACGGGAGCCCGACGGUACCGUCGGCUCGUUCGGCUACAUUGAUCCGUUCGGCAUCAGACGGGUGAUUUAUUACAAGACGGAUCCGUACACCGGGGGAUUCCUCCACAAGAAGAACAAUCGAUACGUCGGCUUCAACGCGACGCCGUACGAUCCGCUUCCGCCUGACCUGUCUAGGACGCGGCUCUCGAGAGCUCCCUCGACGAGCGCCUCGUAACAGUUCCGUCAUUGUUCAUCGCUUUGCCACGUUGUAGCAUCACGUUUUAUCGCGAAGAGCUCAUCAUCCGAUACCGCGUCGACGCUGGAUUUCGCUACGCUGGACGGCCUUGGUUCGACUCGAUGAUCUCGAUAGCGAGACCGCUCGUCGAAUCGAACUGCCGCCUGUUGUCGAUGUUCUCUUAAGCAAUCGCCGUUGAUCAUGAAUUUUCCGGUCGGGAUGAACGUUGGCGAGAGGAAGAACAAUGAUGAAUAGAGACGGUACGAAUACAGAGAUCGAUGCUCUAUAUUCCAUGGAGGAAGGCUAAAGAUUCUCGAUCACGAACGUUGCUUAUAUAAUAUAUAGAUAUAACGUUUCUCGAAGUGCCACGACUGAUAUUUUUCCGAUGUACGACUCCGUUGUGUCAGCAUCGCCAACGGUUCCCAGUAUUAUCCGAGAUGAUAUAACGUUACGAGGAACAAGGGCCGAUUGAAUCAGGAGACGAUCGAAAUGCAGCGGAUAAGAAGAUUCCAACGGAGGGGAGAUAAGGAUUACGCGAGAUUAACACAAUGACUUUUCGUCAUCGAGAACCGAGGCGGCGGCGGCUUGCUUCCUGAUUCGUCGUCCUGCCUUUGUUCUGUUAUUAUCGCGAGCAGAUGAUCGGGUACCGCCUAGAGACAACGUUAGAUGCCAUGCUGGACUGUAACUCAGUUUUCAGGGAAGCGCGGUGGGACUUCCUUGAAAAAAAGAAAAUCGUCGGACAAUGUUCGCCAAUCUUUUUCCACUCUUUCCAGUUGCGUCACCGAUCUAUGAAACGUGCGAAGACUCGCGGCCGCCAUUGUCCUUGCGUGUAAGUUUCUUUCGGUAAUCUAUUUUCGCAGGGAUACUUUAGAAAGUAGUUAUUCCCAUUCAAGAUGUAAUCAAAAUACAUAUACAGUUCUUUUUCUUUUAAUAUCAAAAUUUUUUAGAAAAAUUUUAUUGGAAGUGAUUGCUUAUAUAUGUAGAUUAUAAUCAAAAAAAUUCUGCAUUUACUAUACUUUUUCCACAAUCUUUUUUAUUUGGCGAAUAUUGACCUACGACAAAGAAAAAUCCCACCUAUCGAAUCAAAAUAGAACGGCCACUUUGGUGUGAGCGGAUCGGACAUUAACCCUGCAGUGUACUAUUUUCUUUACUUACCAGCGACACACCACCAGCGAAGUAUCACAACUUUAUUAGUUACGAAAGAACUGUGUUACACCGUAGGGUGCACUGGUGAUUUGUAUCGCUGCCGAAUCACGUCUUAAAAAUCUCUAAUGCGAGAAACACAGUGAUUAUGCAAGCAUGGUAUUGUUGUACGUUGCAGGGUUAAUUCAGCGUGAGCCGCAGAUCCGGAAAUCUUAAUAGCUUUCUAUCGCCGAUUCUGCUGACGCUAAUAGUAGUAGUUUCCUUCCUAGUUUAUAAUUGCGCGUCCGCGGAUACUUUUCACGUACUAAUUUCUCGCGGCAUACCGGAAGGCUAUCCGCUCGUGCCAAAAGACGAAGGGGGCCGCAUAGAAUUAGUUAAUCGUUAAGAUAAACCUCGUUACGUCGCGACAAUGGUGCUGAUUGUUAAGUAAAAGCGGAUACACCGCGCACUUUCCGUUCUUUUAUGGCGAUGAGAACCGGGCCGUUACGCACUGUGCGCCUAAGUCAAUUGCGAUUUUCGGAUAAAAGUCCUCCCUCCCCCCGCGAAUGACAUUACAACUGUCCGCGUAAAGACAAGAGAUAUGAUCUGUGCGUAAGGAAUAUCAUUUAAUGCUUAACUUAUUUUACAAGUAAAUGUGAAAGCGAACGAUCGCUUGAGCGUAAAAUGUUAAAAAACAUGUGAUAUCAGAUAGUUUACAUAAAAGCAGUAAACAAAUAAAAUUAUAUUUAACACCGAAAUUGUUGUUUCACCAGGAAUAUUUUGGUAAAUACAAAAGAAAGAUUACUUUAAUUAUACUUCCGAAUAAAUUAGUAUUCAAGAUAACAAUUUAACGCUUUUAGCAUUUGAUUCGGUAUAUGCAACUUUAAUCAUGCACAUCUCAUAUUUUAAAAUAAAAUAAAAAUGUUAAUAUGAUAUUAAAAUUAUUUAUAAAUGUCGUAUGUCAAUGAGUUUUAUAGGGAUUAUCGGAUUAAAACUCAUUUUAUGUAGAAUCGGCUUUUCGCUGCAACGAACUAAAGAGAAAUUUCCAAUUUAAUCAAGCUAUAAUACCUGACUUGGCUUUGAUAAUAUAUAUUUUAUAUGGCAAUAUUUUAACGAUAAAAUAACAUUUUAAAAAUAUUUAAGUACCUAAAAAUCUAUUUUUGAGAAUUUAUUCUUGUCUUAGAAAUCUACAAAGUUUUUCGUAAUUAUUUCCAAAUAAUUGUCAAUGAUUUUAAGCGUUCGUUAUUUGUACCAUUGCUUGGAUUGCAAGGAGCAGUAUUGGUGAUCCCAUGUCGCGUAAUCGUAACAGUGCGACGUGCAUCCAGGAGCAUCGGCAUCCGCUUAUCCGAUUAUCGUACCUCAUUCAAAGUUUCACCGGCCUUGACGCGCUACCUCGUGAAAAGUUUCACCGGCCUCGGAGAGUGCGCUCUCUUUCUUUCCUCUCCGAGAACGAAGACUGAUGCCCUUAUAGAUUUGUAUAUGUACUCGAGACUAACAAUAAAGACGCUUCGCUCCGUUAAACACA